Molecule: messenger RNA, 1893 nt
Organism: Akanthomyces muscarius
Lineage: Eukaryota; Fungi; Ascomycota; Sordariomycetes; Hypocreales; Cordycipitaceae
Exons: 1
Coding region: 1-1893 (630 amino acids)
Molecular function (GO): protein binding
Source: RefSeq, a predicted model, not a curated record
AUGCACCUUCUCGAUUUGCCCAAUGAGCUCCUUGACAGAAUUGUGUCGUGCCUGGAAGAGGAGUGCGACAUCGCAGCCGUUGUGGUGACUAACCGGCAGUUAUUUACCGCGUUCAACUCCACGCUGUACCGGUUCAACGUGCGUUGCAAUAGGGGGACAGUGCUAUACUGGGCUGUUGAGAACAAUCGGCCUGACGCAAUCCAACGCGCGUUGACUCGGGGAACAUGUGUUCACGACCGGGACGUCAUUUCAUUAGCUGCAGAGCUUGGGCGCCAAGACUGUCUCCAGCAGCUAUUUCUCCAUCUCCCAGAUGGUUGGAACAUCAAUAAGAGAGACUCCUCCCGCGAGACUUUGCUUGGCUGUGCCUCUGGGGCUGGCCACCUUUCCACAGUCAAAUAUCUCAUAGAGAAUGGGGCUGCUUUGCAAGCCAGGUCUAGGGGAGCGACCGCUCUUCACCGAGCAGCUGCCAACGGCCAUGUUGACGUUGUCAAGUUUCUGCUCGACCGAGGCGCAGAUACAUCAGCUGAAGAUGAGCACGGACACACACCAUUGCACACUGCGGCUGAGGAAGGGUCUUCGCCAGUGGUCAGCGCCUUUCUCGACCAUGGACUCGAUGUUGACGCGCUCACAGGAGGCGAGCGCUCUCGCACGCCGUUGCAUUUAGCCGCAGAGUGUGGCAAUACUGAGACUUUGGAGACGCUUCUGAAAGCUGGUGCCAACAUGUCUUCCCGGGACUACUUCGACUAUACGCCGCUGCUGCUGGCAAUAGAUUCAGGUCAAAUUCAAGCUGUGGAGGCACUCUUAGCAGGAGGAGCCAAGGUUGACGAGGUGCGCGAGCCGGAUGAUGAGAAGCCUCCUCUCUGUGUGGCAGCGGAGCUAGGGCACCUUGAAAUCGCCGCGCUUCUAAUCGAGCAUGGCGCUGACAUAGAAGCAACAGACAAGUGGGAUAGUCCGCCUCUCUUGACUGCAUCUCUCGACGGGCAUGUUGACAUUGUCAAGUUACUUUUGGGCAAAGGCGCGAAUGCUGCCAAGGUGACCCGCAUGGGGUGGACUGCGCUCCAAGCGGCGUCAAAUGGCGGGCAUCUUGAAGUUGCCAGGCGUCUCCUCGAGGAAGAAGGCUGUUGCGUGGCCCGGGAUGAUGCUAGCCGAUGGUCUCCUAUGCACGAUGCCUCUGCAGGGGGCAACCUAGACGUCGUCAAACUACUCAUGGAGCAUGGACGAAGUGCUUCCAAGGGCUCAGAUCGCACCGGUUUGACGGCAUUACACGCUGCCGCAAGCAACGGUCUCAUAGGUAUGAUUGAGUUCCUCUUGGGUACUCCGGGUGUCGAAAUUGAUGCUCGGGAUCACACUGGACGCACACCGCUCUUCUUGGCCGCCAGGGCAGGCAAGAUCAAGGCUGUUAAGAAGCUGCUUGAAUAUGGUGCGGCUAUUGAUGCAAAAGAUAUUUAUGACGCGUCGCCCAUUUUUGCCGCCGCGAGAAACAACCACCGUUUUGCGGCGCAGUUUCUGCUUCAGCGUGACCCUCAUUUGAUCAAAGCCAAAGACAUAUUCGGACGGACUCCGUAUUGGUGGGCGUCUAGAUUUGGCGGAACGGAACUGAACAGGGCUUUUGAGGACGCGGUCCUGCAGAAUGACAUUCGCGUUCCAUUGGACACUCUCUACAGCGGCCCGAACGAAAGUAGCAUGUUUUCACAAAACCGCGGAUUUUGCGACGUCUGUAUUAUGUGCGUUGAUGAUUGCAAGACGGCUGCUCAUUGCAUAGCCUGCAAGGGCGAUGAGUUUAUGAUAUGCGCCCGUUGUAUCGAUGACGGAAUGGCCUGCCUUGACAGGGCUCACGUCGUCGACAAAUGGGAGAGGCAGGAUGGCUGUUUUGACUGCCGCUCUUCACUGUAA